UAAUAUUGUACUAUGACUGCACAUUUCUAAGAGCAAUUAUGAAAAGAUGGCAGGAUAACAUGGGUAAUCCUUAAAUGUUUCCAUCAAUUUCUUCAUUAGGUUGGGUUCCUAAACUCUGAUCUGGCCAAGUUGUAACCAUCUGUUGCCCUCCAUAUUUGUGAGAGAGUGUUAUAGAGUUGAUUGGUGUGGUCUACAAAACUCAUGCUCACAGAUGACAUGUGGAUGGCACGAGCUGCACCAGACUGGCCGACAGGUGUUGCUGGGUUCACACAGCAGGCCGUGGGUGUAGCAGCCCUCCUGAACACUAGCAGAGUAGGCAUAGUGUACAAUGUGCUGCCAGAGCGCCAGCAGGCACAGUGCAGAAAAAGAGCCAGAGAGGAAAGCAGAGCAGGGGAAAGUGUCAGAGCUGACCACAAGCCCAGCCCAGCAGUUGCUGAUCGGUAUUGGGAUCUACCAGCCCACAGGCUCAGCAUGGGCUGUGCCACUGGCCACUUGGCUCUUCAAACCCAGCCGCCAACCACCUUAGGGCAUGAGGCUCACUCCCUGGAGGCCGGUGCUGCCAAAGUCCCAGAUGCACUUUCAUCACUGGAGCGUCUUUCCCAAGCCACUGGAGGCAUGGAGAAAUCUUGGUACCGCUGUAUCUUUCCUUUUGGAAUUAUCUCCUUGGUGAUUGGUGUAGCGGGAACUGGAGUAACUUACACUUAUAAUGAUCUGCCUCAGACUAAGGUGGUAUCUGUAGUGCUAUUAGUGUUGGGCAUUUUGCUCCUGCUGAUGGCCACUGCGUGUUGGACUGCUCAUAAGAAGAAAAGAAGGAAAAAGAAGGAAGCAGUCUCAUUAAAUUCUGAACCAUGCCAACUGUGAAGCGAAGCAAGUUGUCUAAACACCUGCCAAAUCUGACUUUAUUUUGUAACUGCAAAGUUUGACUGGGUUAAAACUAGCGGAAGAUAAAGUGAGUACGUUUUCAGAAUGCAUACAAAUAUGUCUAUAGAGAGAAAGACAGCAUGUCGCGUGGAUCUGUUUGUGGAGGCAUCACAAACACUACUUUAUCAGACAGGUAUCCAGUGUCAAAACAAGCUCAGAGGAGACCCUUCACAAAUAUGUAUUGCAUACUGCACACAUAUUUACAUGCACAGAAACGCGACUCUCACACCCCUCACCAGAGGUCGGAGUGUGUCUAAGAUGAUAUGCAGAACUGCUGCUGGAGCAAGUGCUCACGUCACAAGGGACGUCAGUCACAGCAUUCCUACUGCUGGGACAGGUGACCCUCCAAGAGGCCAGAAGUGGGCCAAAGACCGCAACUCGACACCCAUCCAAAUAAGCUGUGCAACCGCGUCAACGGCCAGCGUCAUUCACUCAUCCUGUGACACCGCAGCAAUGUGCAGGGGGGGCUUUUUACGCAAUGGGACAGUGGAACUUGAGUCGUUGAAGAUCUUGCUGGAAUCUGCAUGGAGGAAAACUUUGAGACCAACUUGUUAUGUGAGUCUAAAAACAGAUGAGGAACUUAAAGAUUGUCAAAGAUUUGCACAUUUGGUUUUGUCAAAAGAACAUUUUAUAGUUACUGCUCAAAGGACAAAACUGCUGGCGUACUGACAGUUUGCCCUUCUGGGAGUGUUCAAGCAUGUCUACGUGGAGCCCUCACAUCAGGAUAGGCAGACUGGGAUUACAAAAGGGCAUUGCCUAGGGUCCUACUAGUACAGAGAAACUGUAACAGAAGCCCUUGUCUAAAGCACUUCUUUUUAAAUGCCUCGCACUUAAGGAACAAGCCUGUCACAUUCCCAUUUUCAGAUUAUUUUCUGAGCCAUAUGUAGAUUUUUCUAUAGUAUUCAAAAACCUUUCAUACUUAGAAAAUGGCGAUUAUCAAUUUGGGAUCCCGAUUUUGUUGGGACAACGUAUCAUGACUUUUUUGUCAAUACUUUAACCUUGUUACAUUGUAAAGUGUUCAAUAAGAUAUACCAGGAUUUAAAAAAACAAACAAACAUGUAAUCUGUUUUCCACAAUUUUCUCCAAUCUACAAACUCAACUUGCCACCCAUAUUUGGGUCCCAGGUCACAGCUGAGAAUGGCAGGCUCUACAACAUCUUUAUUGGCAGACAUCACUGAGUAAUGUAUUCCCUACACUUGAAAGUGUGACUGAUCAGUUAUUCCUCCACUGUUAUCAAAAUUGAUGUAGCAGCAAUGACUGAAUCUCUCUAGGACUCUAAGAUUAAUAAUAUAACAUCUCUCACACACACUGUAAAACAAAUGCGCACAGUCUGGAAACACAAAUGUCUGUCUAAAAUUGAUUACCAGGACUAACCUUUUAAAUCGUUAUUGAUCACUCUUGCAUUGAUUUUGGCAGAUUAACAGAUUAGUGACACUUGCUGCUUAGCAAAAUGUGCCUAUGCAUCCAUUGUUAGGUAUUAACAAAAUGAUGCCAAAGACUCAAAGGCACGUCGUACUAAUUAUCAGACUGCAAGUGGCAAUCUGUGGAUAUAAAAGUGUUUAUGUUUUUGAGUUGAGCUGAGCUAAAAGGUGAGUGCUAGAAGGCAAUUGUGAAAAGAUUCAAAGGAGAAAAUUGUUGGAUGGAGUUUUGUGGGGUCCAUAUGGGAACAAUGGUCUUGAACAGACCUGGGGCAUUAGCAGCAUUCGUGGAGAGAUGACAUUAAAACAAGGUUAUAAAAUAAGCUAAAAUAUUGUUUGAUUUUAGUAGAGUACAGAAUGGUGAGACUUCUGCAUUUGUAUAUGUACAAAAUGAAAUGGAGGUAAUUGCAUUCACUUAGUGACAAAAUGCUGUUCUUAGUAUAUGUGAUUAUGGUUGAUAGCAAGAAAAGUUUGUGAAAGUGCAAUUUCCACAUACAGUACAUUGUGGUUCCUUGCUUGAGAAAUAUUUGUAUAUCCAUCUGUGAUUAUGUUGCCUGUUCUUAUUAGUAAAAGUAACUUACCUUCUGCCUUCACUUAAAGGGAAUGUCUACCUCUAUGCUGCAGGGGAACUACGCCCCUUCUCUCUUGGGUAGCCUUGCAGUCUGAUGCUAUUGGUCACUCCACUCAGUGGUAGAUCUAUUCUGUAUAAAUAUCUUUUAUAUUUGUACUGUAAGUUUUCUCUUAAAUAUAUGUCAGUUGUAUUCAAUAAAUGUAAAUAUGAUCCAUGGUUCAUGAAAUAAAACUAAGUAU
Molecule: messenger RNA, 3149 nt
Organism: Periophthalmus magnuspinnatus
Lineage: Eukaryota; Metazoa; Chordata; Actinopteri; Gobiiformes; Gobiidae
Exons: 3
Coding region: 202-861 (219 amino acids)
Biological process (GO): cellular response to BMP stimulus
Source: RefSeq, a predicted model, not a curated record